This is a messenger RNA of Vanessa atalanta (red admiral), 756 nucleotides long. RefSeq lists its product as uncharacterized. The coding region runs from base 1 to 756 and encodes 251 amino acids. The transcript has 2 exons. NCBI's taxonomy places the organism in Eukaryota, Metazoa, Arthropoda, Insecta, Lepidoptera, Nymphalidae. The record is from RefSeq and is a predicted model, not a curated record.
AUGUUUUUGAUGUUAUUCAUUAUUGGAGCGGCGGUCGCUUUGCCGAAUCCUGAAGGCGUCGAACAAAACACUAUCGAACAAACGGAAUUCACGGGACGAGGAUUGAGAAAAGACUGCUCCGGCGGCAUAUUCAGCUCAUCGUGUUUGAAGAUAGAAGCCAUCACGCUACUUGAGAAAUUAAGUGCAAAGGACGAGCUGAAUCUAUUGCCAGGAAUAAGUGUCGUGAAAGAGUCUAAUGAUAAUGAGAGCAAGGCUGACGAAUUCGCUUCGGAGUUAGCGAGGAUGAUGCCAUCGAAACCUGACGAGAGAUUAGACAAGUAUUUGCUUUAUAGACUUGGAAGUUACUUGGACAGUCAUUCGGUGAAAUUGAGGCUGAUGGAUGACGGAGCGACUGAGCAAGCCAGGGCCUUGAUUGGGGAAGCCAGGGGUAAAGGCGGCGGUUUGGGUGGUGGCAAGAAAGGCGGUUUUGGUGGAUUGGUGGCUGCUGCUCUUAUGAUGAAAGGAACACUAGCAUCUAUAGCUUUGGGAGGUUUAGCACUUCUUGCUGGGAAAGCCCUAAUGACAGCUCUGAUGUCCCUCCUUCUAUCAGCCAUAGUCGGCCUUAAGUCAUUAUCAGGGGGUGGAAAGUCCACGACGUACGAAAUCGUAUCAAAACCUGUCUACAGUCAUUCCCAUUCUCAUUCGACGGCCCAUGAAGACGUUGGAGGUUAUGGACACUCAGGAUAUGGCAGGAAUUUGAAGAUCAGACGACGCUAA